CUAACCGGAAACUAAAGAAGAAGAAGCGGAAGUGCUGAGUUGUUGUCACGAACUGUCGCUGUUUACGCUUUCAUUCUUCUCUUUUUUUCCCUCUGUUUCGAGUCAUUUUGUUUACAUCCUGAUUUUAUCUCGUUAAAAUUUCACUUCCUGUUCGGUUUCCUGCCUCUAGACGACUUUCUCUCUCGACGAUCAACUCGCGGUUGAUUCUGUGGCGGGAAGUUUAAACGAUGCUAGCAGCAGUUAGCCUGUAUGCUAACUCGUCGAAGUGUUUGAAUGAAUAACUUUAUUUAAAUGUCACUGAGGCUCAGACAGUCCGACCCCCCGGUCCAUUUCAGUCCGGAUCAGUCCUGCCGCAGCUCGGACGCCGGUGACGUUUUAAUCCGCGCCACCAGGAUCCUCCUCCCGGACCUAGGACCAGUACCAGAACCAGGAUCCAGAUCAGCGUCCGGCAGCAGCCCGGGGCAGCAGCACCGGGUCAUUCCGGCUCCUCCCCCUGCAGUUCUUGCUCCUCCUCCAGCAGAGUUCAGCCCUGACAUGCGGCUCCACGCUAGGACCCACAGGGAGCGACAGCCCGGUGAGAGAGCCGCCUCCGUCUGUGAAUCCAACAUCCGUGGCACAUCACUGACUCCGCCUCUGCUUUCAUCGUCACUGUCAGGUGAUGAGGUGGUGACGUCACGCUUCAGCGCCGGAGGUCGCGGGGUCGUACUGACCGCUCUGAAACAACGCUCUCACAGCACCCCCUGUCGGAGGGAAGUCAAGGUGAAGCUACUGGACCAGGAGCCUGUCAACACCAGCUCCCAGGAUGCCGUAGGCCUGGAGGCGGGGCCAUCCUGUGGUCGCCGUGGUGAUUCCUUCAGUGCUCCACUGAUGAAUUCAUCAGCAGAGGCUCAGGUGUGUCAGAUGUCAGGUGACAUUCAGAGGCUGCUGCAGAGUGACAGGCAGUGUGGGCGGAGCCUGAACCAGCAGGUUUUGCAGCACAUGGAGAUGCUGCACAGUCAGCAGCUGCAGCUGCAGCAGGUUGCAGUACCUGUCCGUACCUAUUCAAUCAAUCACACCACUUCUUGGGUCACAGAACGUCUGAGGGUCACACACCUGAACACUGCAGUCUCCAGUAAACAGCAUCUGGUCACCAGUGGCCCUGUAACCAUGGUAACACCCAACCAAAGAGCUCAACACACCAGCAGUGACCCCAUGACCUCUGAAACUGCAGCCAAUCACAGUCUACUGACGGCAAAGAAGGUCAACCAGAUUCUGAGGGAGAUGAAACAUCUCAAGACUGACAUGAAGACACUGCUACUGUCCAGGUCCCAACCGCCUGUGUCCUCACAUCAGAACCAGACUCAACCUAAGGUUUCUCAGUCCCAGUCCCAUCAAAUCCAGUCCAAACCAAAUCUGGUCCACAAAGGUCCUGUGGUACCAUCCGUGUUGGAGGAGGCGCGUCAGGUUCUGCGUCAGGUUCGGAGGCGUAGGGAGGUUCUGGAGGAGAACCUGGCUUCUGUGGACAGAGCCAAGAACACAGAGGUCCUCCACUGCCACCUGGAGGCGCUAGCUGGUAACAGAGAUUGUUCUGACAAAGUCUGGAUCAAGAAGACUGUGGAUGCCUGGAUCAAAACUGCAUCCAGAGACAUUCAGGCUGAAUUGUCCUCACAUGAAGCUACAGCAGCUGCUGCAGGAAGCUCCGCCUCCUCAGGAAGGGGAAGGCCAAGGAGCACACUCAAACAGACAGGAAGUAAGACCACAGAGGGGCGCGGAGGACGAGGACCGAGAGCUGGACAGAAAGACGUGCAGGGGGCGGCGCCUGCUGGAGUCUCAGGUGAACUGGAGGAGGCGGAGUCUUACCUGACACAUCUGUACGGACGAAUACCGUAUGACAGCGAGGGACGGACCCUGAAGAAGACUCCAUACCUUCACUUUAGCUCACCUGCUCAGUCACCGCCCACCAGGAAGCCCUGCCCUCACCUGUUGGAUAAUGUCAGAGGUGUGAAGAUGAAGUCUUCUAAGACUCAGACCUGUUUGGCUUCUUCCCUUUGUUCAUUGCCUGGACGCCCGGGCUUCAUGAGGUCAGCUGACUCCGCCUCUGUUCCCAUGGUAAUUCCACUAGGUCUUCGCUGGAUAGAGUCGUCCUCCAGGUGCGUGACAGAGCGUUGGCAGGAAGUGACAUCACUGCCCGCUGUGGUCGAUGAAACAGCUGAGCGACACGCACAUGGGGAGGAGCGGCCGGACGCAAGUGAAGCUCCUCCUCCUCCUGUGAUCGAGAUGAAGAGUGAGGAAGAGGAGGAGAACAAAGACUUUCCUGGGACUGACUUCCUGUCUGUGGCCGACAUCGCCCAGGAGGAGGAGGAGGAGGAGGAGGAGGAUGAGAGUGCUGUAGAGCUGGUUGGAGGUCCAUCUCCUCCUCCUCCGGUUCUGUACCAGGGUCCAGUCUUUCCUCCACAGUCCUCCUCUUCCCUCCCUGACCAGGAUCAGACCUCUGUCCUGGACACCGGGCAGCACAGAGACCUGUUGGAGACUCGGCUGGUGGAGUGGGUGGAGCAGCAGGUGAUGUCCAAGAUGAUCUCACAGAUGUAUCGCCCCCUUCCCUUUGACCCCACCCAUGAUAUUUCCUCUGACCAAUCAGAGCAGGAGGAGCAGAGCAUGACCUCAGACAUUUUGGAGGCAGCAGGGGGCGCUGGUUUGCAGCUCUUUGUGGACUCCAGCAUGGCAGUGGACUCGGCUCUGAUCCGGCAGCUGGUGAACGAGGUUCUGGCAGAGAUUGUGGCUUCGAUGCUGGGAAGGAGGGACUCUGUGGCUUCAGGACCAGAACUAGAACCAGAACCACAGGGAUCAGGAGCUGAUGAGGAGGACAAACCUGUUCUUCUGGUUCCCACACCAAAACCCACCCCUCCUCCCAGCCCCAACACAGCCACGAGACAGACCACACCCCCAGCUACACCCACACCAUCUCGACCAGCCAGCGAGCAGAGAGACAGGUGUCCUGAGCCAAUCGCAGCUCCAGAGCUUAUGGCCACGCCCACACCCAGUCCAGACCCCGCCCCCUCAGCAGCAAGUCCCACUGUCUUUCAUCCACCCUCACAUGCUGUCACAUGGGGACAAGCUGAGCUGCCAUUGGACGAGGAGAGACCUGAAGAAUGUGUGGACACGCCCACACGACCGCUUGUGAUGUCAGUAGCAGAGGAGGAGCCACCUCUCCCCUCACCCUUCUCUUCUCCUCCUCUCCCUGACCCUGAGCCUGACCUUAGACCAGCGUCCAGCUCUUCAGACUCCGUCUCCAGUAGCAGCAGCUCAGAGACGACAGAGACGGAUGCUGUGAUGUCAGAGGGCCGUGUGCUCAUCAGCCUGAAUCAGCUGACCACCACCACAGAUGAUGGCGCCCUCUGCAGUUUGUCCAGUUCUCUGCAGGACAUGGACCAUGACCCGCCAAGUGAGGGACAGGUCAGAGGUCACCGUGUCCUGCUGAGUCUGAGGAGCAAGAUGGAAACACAGGCCUCAUGGGGGCGACAGCAGCAGGUGGAGCAGGAGGAGGACAGAGACAGUGAGAACAGCCGCUCACCUGGACAGGUCACUGCAGAUGUGUGUGUCUCUCUCUCAGGUGUGUCACAGGUCAGCCACUGCUCCAUCAACAUGGAGCCACUUGGUACACUGACCUUUGACCUUUCACUUUCUCCUCCCACACAGAGCAUUGGACAGGUGGACUCUGUUCUGCUCAAACUCUCCAACAGAAAGAAAACAGAAGAGAUGAAGAUGACUGACUCCUCCUCCUCCUCCUCCUCCCACUAACGUCACAAGGACACGGCCCCUCACUCUUGGCAUCGUUGUUUAUUUGUGGUUCACAUUAAACAAAAAGACGCCCCCUGUUGUCCACAGGCAGAGCCUUGUUUCUCUCCCAGAAUGCUUUGCAGGUUUAUGGUAUUGUAUCAGGUGAUGCAGAUUAUUUACUGGAUUACAAACAUUUUUAAUUGAUUUUGUAAAAACAAAUAAAUAAGGUUUUAAUAUUUAUUUUGAUCUAAAAAUGUUUUUCUUAAAUAUUCAUAAAAGAAGCAUAAACACGGAGGGCCUGAGAGGGAGGGGUGUCAGAGUGGGAGGAGCAUCAAGUUCUCUACAUAUACAAUCUUAAAGUCAGUGAUAUCUAUGUUUCUUUCAAAAUAAGACUUGAUUUGUCAUUGAAA
Messenger RNA from Solea senegalensis (Senegalese sole), 4166 nucleotides. RefSeq names its product KIAA0586 ortholog. Lineage: Eukaryota; Metazoa; Chordata; Actinopteri; Pleuronectiformes; Soleidae. The record is from RefSeq and is a predicted model, not a curated record. The transcript is spliced from 28 exons. Gene Ontology annotation, cellular component: centriole; ciliary basal body. Gene Ontology annotation, biological process: smoothened signaling pathway. Bases 292 to 3777 code for a protein of 1161 amino acids.